AAUGUGGAAUCUUCUUGAUCCAGAAUCAAAAUUGAUUACCCGGCCGCAUCAUUUGUGUCAAGUGUGGUUUAACGAAGUCAUUGUUCAGUGUCUUCCAAGAAAUCUUUAGUGUGAUUGAUGAUCGCUUGAAAGUGUGGCAUGCCAGAGAUCAACCUCGGGUGAAUGUUGUUCCUCAUUGCUCCUUACUGUUCUCCUCAAGCUGAAGCAAAUAAUGCCGUCCCUGUCUUAUGUGUUGCAAGAAAUGUUGCCUGCAGCGUCAGAGGUGGAAGUUUUAGGUGCGAUCACGCAGAGGCUGGUUUCAUCCACCAUUUUUAAACCUCAAACAAGAUAGCAAUAUGGCUUUGUUCAUCAGAAACAUUAUGUUGUUAAUGGUGUUUGCUUGUCUUUAAGUAGCUGCAAUGGAAUACACUUUUUAAUACGU
Molecule: messenger RNA, 421 nt
Organism: Fragaria vesca subsp. vesca
Lineage: Eukaryota; Viridiplantae; Streptophyta; Magnoliopsida; Rosales; Rosaceae
Product: RNA polymerase II C-terminal domain phosphatase-like 1-like
Exons: 4
Coding region: 163-315 (50 amino acids)
Biological process (GO): RNA modification
Molecular function (GO): RNA binding; zinc ion binding; protein binding
Source: RefSeq, a predicted model, not a curated record